AUGAGGACAAGUUUUGUUUAUUCAGGAACAUUUUGCUACGUCCGUGAUCUACCCAGGUGGAAUCUACUUUCUCAGUUAAAAUACCCGUGCCACACGCCUCCUGGCUGCCACAAUGCUGGUCUGCUGGACAGUUUGCCCCCGCCCUACGCCACCUCCUUAGCCCCGUUCUUCGAUCCUCGCUUGCCCCAACCCCCAACACCUCAGCACGCAACGAACCAGCCCCCCCCCCGCCCCCCAACACCUCAGCAGCGCUCCCACACUCACACAGCACACCCAUUCAUCCCCGCUUUCCUUCCGCCUUCCCUCUAUUCCCCAACCCUCCAACCUUCCUCAAGUAACCCCCCCCCCCCCCUUCGCGAUGGGUCUGUUUCGCAAAAAGCCCUCUCGCCAAGCCGUCAUCGAGCCGCUGCCGGACUGGGACGACACGCGGUGGCGCUCGCACCUGCGCGCGAACGCGCUCGGCACGGAGCACCACUGCGGCAUCUACGUCCAGAUGAUCAACGACGACCGGAAGGAGGCCGCGCGCCUGUACCGGAACGACGACCCCCCGCGCGCGCGCAACUACGCCGAGUCGGCCAUCCGCAACAACCGCAUCGUCACCGCCCUGGCCGCGCUCAACCCGCUCUCCAACGCCCUGUACGAGCGCUCCGAGCCGCUCGCGGGCUACACCUCGCUCGUCCAGAUCCCGGAGCCCGCCCGCUCCGGCAUCGUCACCCUCGUCUUCGCCGCCGCCCGCCUCCACAUGAAGUACCUCUCAGACACCGUCGACUUCCUCGCCGAGCAGUUCGGCUCCGUCCACGUCGAGCAGAUCCAGAACGCAGAGGGCGACCUGUACCCGCUCGUCAACGCCACCGUGCGCGACGCCUUGUCCCCGGCCCCCGCCACGCGCCCGGAGGUCGACAAGGAGCUUGCUUCCGCGGUCAAGCAGUAUUUCGGCAUCGAUAUCGCACCCGCGCACGCUCCGCCCGCCGCCAAUCUGCACUCUCGUGCUCGCACCACCCCCAUCGCGGAGACCGCGGAAGCUAUGGCUUCUGUUUCGGGGCGCGCACGCACUUCGCCGCUUGGAACAGCGCCCGCAGCCGCCGUUGCAGCCGCUGCUGGCUUGGGUACCGCUGCGGCAGUCGGCAUGAGGCCUGCUGCGGCCACAGCAGAUUCCACCAUCCGCGGAACACCGCCACGCUCGUCCCGCCCUGUCGCAGAGUCACAGCCUGUCACAGAUAUGCGUCAUGCGCAGACGACUCCUGUAUCUACGGCUUCGUCGGAUUUCGGCACGCCCAUGUCGCCGCAGCUCAGUACAGAACGGGGGCGUAUUCCAAAGGUAACUGCCCCAACUGCCGUUCCGACAGCCAUUUCACAGGAAACUCAAGCACCGAGGAGCAGGAUGUAUGCAUCACCCACGACGCCGGUGGCAUACACGCAGAAGACGGCCGAUACUUACCCGUUAGCCGCUUCCGACCACAUGUGACUCCGGUGCGAAUGAUUUCGAAAACGAAGUGAUUGAUGCCUACGGCGCAGCGCAGAAGGGCUUAUUGACUUCGAAGAACGCGCCAAUUCUGAAAAGAGUGCCAUCAAACGAGAACUCCGGCCCAGGCCUCGGAACCAGGAGCAUCAACGAGCUCAGAAGUAUACCGGCGCAUGUCAGAAGAUUUGAGGACGGAGACGAGGCUCUUGUUUCACGGUACGAGCGACUGCGGGAAAAUCUAGUUGUAUAGCGCAAACAGUGUUGUGCCCGUUGUUAUUUGUCGUUCUUCGAGGUUGAGAGCUGAGUAGUAGGACAACGGGUGCAUUUUUAAGAUCCUGGGCUUCACACUCAUUGCUCUGUUGGGUGGGAGAGUGCCAAAACUUGGAAGCCAACUCUAUUUUUCGUCAACGUGCGUUUGCUUUCUAUACAGACCCUUUCUAUUCGAGGAUAUUGGUUAAACUGUUCGGCGUCUCCGCCAGUUCCUUU
This is a messenger RNA of Chondrus crispus (carragheen), 1948 nucleotides long. RefSeq lists its product as hypothetical. The transcript is spliced from 4 exons. Lineage: Eukaryota; Rhodophyta; Florideophyceae; Gigartinales; Gigartinaceae. The record is from RefSeq and is a predicted model, not a curated record. Bases 1 to 1497 code for a protein of 498 amino acids.